AUGGCAACUGCUGAGCACUGCAUCUACUGCUUCGAGUCCCUGGCGGCUCAUCUCGAGCAACGGAAAUCACUAUCUCUGGCAGAUAUCGAGAAGCUAUACCCCAAGUACCGUCAGAGCAAUAACACCGACCUUGCAGCGGGAGCAUCCGAGGGGCUCAAGAAACAGAUUCCCGCCCUGGAAAGGCUAGCCGAUCAAUCCUCUGGAAGCAACUCAUCGCUCCCCUCGUCGGGCUCCAGCAUGUCCCUCGAUGCCGACACGCCCGACACCUCGACUUCUUCCUUGCCCACAGAGCGUGAGGCCAUCACCGAAUCUCCACUGUUUGUGACCUGGAAUACAGUUUCGCCCAAGUCGGGAAAUACCAAUUUGCGGGGAUGUAUUGGCACGUUCGAGGCACAAGAGCUGGAGGAUGGUAUCUCGUCGUAUGCGAUCACGUCGGCUAUCCACGAUAUGCGCUUCAACCCCAUUUCGAAGCGGGAGCUUCCCUCACUUGAGGUUGCCGUUACGCUGCUCACCGACUUUGAAGAGUGCGAUGAUGCCAUGGACUGGGAGCUCGGUACGCACGGAAUCCGCAUCAGCUUUACCGAGCGCGGCAGGCGAUACGGCUCUACAUAUCUGCCAGACGUGGCUCCCGAGCAAGGAUGGGACAAGGAAGAGACCAUCGUGAGUCUGCUCCGAAAAGCAGGCUGGGUAGGUAAGAAGGACAAGUGGCACGAGCUGGAUCUCAAGGUGGUCCGGUACCAGGGCAAGAAGGAACACCUGCGAUAUCCCGAAUUCAAGCAAUUCCGAGAUUGGUACAGCGAGCAUAGCAAGGCUUGA
This is a messenger RNA of Pestalotiopsis fici W106-1, 816 nucleotides long. RefSeq lists its product as uncharacterized. The coding region runs from base 1 to 816 and encodes 271 amino acids. The transcript has a single exon. NCBI's taxonomy places the organism in Eukaryota, Fungi, Ascomycota, Sordariomycetes, Amphisphaeriales, Sporocadaceae. The record is from RefSeq and is a predicted model, not a curated record.